Candidozyma auris is the source of this 1284-nucleotide messenger RNA. It is a transcript of the gene CDC3, whose product is annotated as septin CDC3. The record is from RefSeq and is a predicted model, not a curated record. Gene Ontology annotation, cellular component: cell division site; microtubule cytoskeleton; cytosol. Gene Ontology annotation, biological process: cytoskeleton-dependent cytokinesis. Lineage: Eukaryota; Fungi; Ascomycota; Pichiomycetes; Serinales; Metschnikowiaceae. Gene Ontology annotation, molecular function: GTP binding; molecular adaptor activity; GTPase activity. The coding region runs from base 1 to 1284 and encodes 427 amino acids. The transcript has 2 exons.
AUGGCUUCAGUCGACAAGUCCCUCGAUAGUGAGGUGAAAAUCAUUCGCAGAAAGCUCAAUAGUUUUGUCGGAUUUGCCAACUUGCCCAAACAAUGGCACAGAAAGUCUGUCAGAAGGGGGUUUUCGUUGAACUUCAUGGUUGUUGGCGAGAGUGGGUUGGGCAAAACCACGUUGGUCAAUACUCUAUUCAAUCGCGAGGUGUUGAAGAAGCCCAAAGAGCCUGAGGAAGAAGACAGCGUUGAGUCAGACGCUCCUGGCAACACCCCGGUGAGAAUUGAAACCACCAAGGCAGAGAUCGAGGAAGACGGCGUGAAAUUGACGCUCAACAUCAUCACAACGCCGGGAUUUGGCGACUCGUUAAACAACACCGAAGCGUGGAAGCCAAUUGUCGACGAGAUUGACCUGAGGUUUGACCGUUACUUAGAGGCCGAGUCUCGUGUGAACCGGUCGCAGGUUCCUGACGAGAGAGUGCACGCGUUGUUGUAUUUUGUAGAGCCCACGGCCCACUCGUUGAGGAGCUUGGAUAUUGAGCUCAUGAAGGCGGUCCACCAGAAGGUGAACUUGAUUCCUAUCAUUGCCAAGAGCGACACCUUGGUCGACGACGAGAUCGACGGCUUCAAACAGCGGAUUUUGGCCGACAUCAGGUACCAGCAGAUCAAGGUUUUUGAGCCUUCUGUGUACGAAAACGAUGACGAAGAAACCGUGAACAACUCGAGGGCGCUAAUUUCGUCGUACCCUUUUGCCGUGAUUGGGUCGAUGAAUGAAGUCACCACUCCUGAUGGGAGAACUGUGAGAGGCAGAUCGUAUCCUUGGGGCACCAUUGAGGUUGACAAUGGCGAUCACAACGACUUUGUGCGCUUGAGACAAUUGUUGAUCAGAAGCAACUUGGAAGAGCUUAAGGAAACCACUUCUGAGAUUCUAUACGAAAACUACCGGUCAGAAAAGUUGCUCAAGAUGGGAAUUGAGCAGGACAACACCGUCUUCAAGGAGUUUGAUCCAAUGACCAAGCAAGAAGAGGAGAGAGCGUUGCAUGAGGCCAAGCUCGCCAAGAUGGAGGCUGAAAUGAAAGCAGUAUUCCAGCAAAAGGUGAGCGAAAAGGAGAAGAAGUUGCAACGGUCAGAGGCAGACUUGUUUGCCAGACACAAGGAGAUGAAGGAGAAGUUGUUGAAGCAGAUUAAGUUGUUAGAAGAUAAGAAGGCCCAGUUGGAGAAGCAGAAGAGCUUGCCCCAGGAGCCACCUGUGCUGUCGACGCCACAGAAGACUCGUAAGGGCUUUUUGCGCUAA